Physella acuta is the source of this 1538-nucleotide messenger RNA. RefSeq lists its product as uncharacterized. NCBI's taxonomy places the organism in Eukaryota, Metazoa, Mollusca, Gastropoda, Physidae. The record is from RefSeq and is a predicted model, not a curated record.
ACAUACGCAUUAACGCAUCGUGGGUGUGUCAUUGGGCGGUGGCGUCCUUAGCAACAAGUCAAGCCUUAUGUGGAGGAUUUUGUUGUUUUAUUUCACUAUCGUGGACAGAACUUAAGUAAGUGUAGCAGACCUGGCAAUGGUUGUGACCCAAAUUGUGGUGCUGACUUUGUCUGUGGUGUUUAUUGACGCGAAUGUCUACCCGUCCAGCAGGAUCGUCUACUACCUCCACACCACCCCCGCCUCCUGGGUGGGUGCCAGAGAUUCCUGCAACCGUUACGGAGGUCACCUGGUCAAGGUCGUCGAGUCGGAUGACCUGAGGGCGGACAUCAUCACAGUGGACACGUUCCUCGAGUGGAAGGGGGCGUACAGCAGCCUGACCUCCGAUGUCUGGACCGGCCUCUACAAAUACCUGGACACCAACACCAGCAGCGACCAACUCAUGUGGCACAGCUGCGACCCCUUCUCCCCCCUGACGGACACCAACUCUGGUAUCGGUGCCUCCCUCAGGGCCAGCCCACACUACUGCACCAGCAUGGAUCACGACUACAAGCUGCAGGCCACGAACUGCACGAAGGAGCUGCCGUACAUCUGCCAGAUCGACGAAGGUCAGUGUUGGUUUCUGCCUCUGGAGAACAAAGAGUUCAAAAUAAACGCAACACAGAGCAACACAACGGAGGGGCUGAACGCAUGCGCUCAGACGUGCAGGAAUUUUGUGUCCGCUGCCGGUGUUGAGUGCUGGGGUUUUGUGGUAAUCAACAACACGUGUGAGAUUUACAAUUCAGACAAACGACACGCCUACAUUCGUGAUCUGCCCACCUAUAUCACAAACGCCAACGACAAAGUUGCUUACCUAAAGAUAUGCACAGGAGGCGAGCCCACCACAAUGAAGGCCUUGAACAGAAAUGUUGUUGUCAAACCAGAUGCCGAAAACUGCACAAAACCGGCUGAUGGGGCAGCCUGGGACUCUGGCGUCUGCUACUGUGACUGUGAUCAGCCGCCCGUUAUUCUGGCACCGGAGUACCUGAGUAUGUCGGUGGAGGAAAAGGUACAGAAGGCGGUGGAGGGUCUCAAGGUGGACAGCAAGAACACGUCUGCUGCCUUCAUGAAACUCAACAGUAUUGAGGACCACAGGCCCAGCGCCCAGAGCUUGGGAGGGGUGGGAAUCGGCAUCCUUUGCUUCGUUUUUGGUGGGCUGAUACUUCUGGACAUGAACGUGCUGAUAGCCCACGUGAUCAAGUUGUUGGGGAAAUUGAAACCUGCAGAAACCGCGGAGGAGAGCAAAGAAUAAACAAGCAGACGACUGACUGGCAGACGUGGAGCUGGUUAAAAACUAAAACUGUUUUAUUCGAUUCAAAACAUGUUUGGCUUAUAGAGAAAUUUAUAGACAAACCAUUCUACACUAAGUUUUGAUGGAAUUUAGGGGGUGGGGUAGAAUUAUGAUUAAUAUUGUAAUAAUCAGUUUAAGGUUGUAUAAGAUUAGACAGAGGCGUAGCGAGGGGGUGGCGGGGGGUGCGAACCGCACCGUGUGACACCAUUUA